Molecule: messenger RNA, 2458 nt
Organism: Cheilinus undulatus (humphead wrasse)
Lineage: Eukaryota; Metazoa; Chordata; Actinopteri; Labriformes; Labridae
Product: selectin P
Exons: 13
Coding region: 55-2139 (694 amino acids)
Biological process (GO): heterophilic cell-cell adhesion; response to cytokine; leukocyte tethering or rolling
Cellular component (GO): external side of plasma membrane; membrane
Molecular function (GO): sialic acid binding; calcium ion binding; oligosaccharide binding
Source: RefSeq, a predicted model, not a curated record
UUUCUCAACAAUUACAAGCACUGCUGGGUAGGCAGCAGCAACAAGUCCCCAGUGAUGCACAUGAGGAUGGUUCAGGAGUCUGUUGGUUGUAGGAGAAGUCUGCAUCAUUUGGUGCUGAUUGCUGUGCUCUUUGUUGUUUUUCAAGACCUGAGCAGCAGAGGAGGAGCACAGGCAUGGACCUACAACUACAGCAUCAGUACAAACCGCAGAUGGCCUGAAGCCCGUCAGUGGUGCCAGCAGCACUUCACAGACAUGGUGUUCAUCAGAAGCAAAGAGGAGAACGACUACCUUAACAACAUGCUGCCAUUUCACUCAAAGUAUUAUUGGAUAGGCAUUAAAAAAGAGGGGGGAGAGUGGGUUUGGGCUCAAAGCAAUAAGACGAUACCCCAAGAAGUCCAGAAUUGGGCCCACAAUGAGCCAGAUACCAUUCCGGCACAGGACUGUGUGGAGAUGUACGUAAAGAGGGAAGUGGACUCAGGCAUGUGGGAUAAUGAGAGGUGCAGUAAGAAGAAGGGAACUCUCUGCUACAUGGUCUCUUGCAAACAGGAUUCCUGCAGUGAGCAUGCAGACUGUGUGGAGACUGUUGGGAACUUCACCUGCAAGUGCCACCCUGGCUUCACAGGAUCAAGAUGUCAGGAGGCAAUUUCAUGCAAGCCUUUGCUGAAUCCGGAACAUGGUUCUCACUUUUGUAUUGAUCCCUACGGAUCGAGUCGUUUCAACUCUUCCUGCAGUUUCCAGUGUGAACUUGGCUACCAGUUGGUAGGAGUUCCCCAACUGCUCUGCCAAGCCAGUGGUCAAUGGAUCCACCCUGUUCCUCUGUGCCAAGUUAAACAGUGCCCAGCUCUGAACACCAGCAUCAGUGCAGGUAGUUUGAACUGCAGCCACCCCAUCGCUCCUUAUAGCUACAACUCUACCUGUGAGGUGACGUGUAAUGAAGGCUACGAGCUGAAAGGACAGGACAGGAUACGCUGUGAGCAUACUGGCAAGUGGACAGCCAGCAUCCCAGCAUGCACAGUGAAAACAUGCUCCCCUAUUUUGUUUCCUGUCACGGGCAGCAUGACAUGUGUGGACACUUUGGGGCCAUUUUCCUUUGGCUCACAAUGUAGCUUCACCUGCAAGGAAGGCUACAACGUCAGUGGAGAUGACACACUCACUUGUCUGGCCUCAGGAAAAUGGAGCAAACCUUCACCUACAUGCACAGUGGUGAAGUGUAGCAGUCUAAAGGCUCCACCACAAGCCUCAAUGCAAUGCCAGGAUCCUUUGGGAGCAUUCAGCUUUGGCUCAGUGUGCAUUGUAAAAUGUGAAGAAGGAUUUGACUUGAUUGGUUCAAACAUGACAAAAUGUUCCUCAAAGGGGAACUGGAGAAACAAACUUCCUGUUUGCAGAGCUAAGACAUGUCCCACUCUGAGCUCACCUACUCAUGGCUCCCUAUCCUGCUCUGAUCCUCAUGGAAAGUUCAGAUUUGGUUCUCUGUGUACAUCAACCUGUCAGGAAGGAUUUGUUCUGAAUGGGACAGCAGACACAAAGUGCAACUCUCUGGGCAUGUGGAGCAACAAAAUGCCCAGCUGUUACGCACGCCCAUGCCCCCUACUGGCCAAAGCUCUACAACAUGGGAGGAUGAAUUGUAGCCAUCCACACUCAUCUUUCAGUUUUGACACCGUUUGUGACUUUGAGUGUGAUGAGGGGUUCAGGCUGAGAGGAGAACAGUCUCUGAUAUGCAACCAGUCAGGUUACUGGAGCCAGGAUCUACCCACCUGCCAGCCUGUGCAGUGCGGUGCCAUUCAUGCCCUAUCUGUAAUCCUUUCAAUGAACUGCUCACACCCUCUGAGGGACAACAGCUUUGGCUCCCAGUGUCAUUUCAAAUGUAAAGAGGGGUUUGGUCUGAAUGGUACAGAGGUGCUGUUUUGCUCCUCCUCUGGAUUCUGGAAUGACAGCCUGCCUAACUGCAUAGUGGAAGGUAUGCCAGUGGGGACUGCCCUGUUGAUGUACGCAGGUGUGGGAGCAGCCUCUGUUGUCAUUCCUCUUGUCCUGAUAGGACUGGCCUUUUUGAUUAUAAUGAAAUAUAGGGAAAGAGAUAACCCAAUCUUGACUGAUACACCUGCAUGGGGGGCCAGAGAAAAUCCAGUAUUUGAAUUUUGAUUUUUUUUUUUAAAUCAGUCAAGAGAGUUGCUUUUUUUCUGAAAUCAAUUCUGGAUCCUUAAAGCAAUAGCAGUAUUUAUAAUGGCUUGCUUCUCAUUGAAUGCAACUAACAAAAGCAUUACAGCAGGAUCAGAACUUCUAACCAGAUAAGCCUUGCAAGUUAGAUAAUUACACAUAUAUUCCAAGAAAACAUUCUCCGUUUGUUUGUAAAGAGAUUAACUAAAACAAAAUAACUGUGUGAAAUACACCUAGGAUUCCAAGUCUGUGUGUUCUGUUUGUAUAUUACAUACUUGUCAAUAAAGUAUCCACAUUUCUUCAA